Echinostoma caproni is the source of this 519-nucleotide messenger RNA. NCBI's taxonomy places the organism in Eukaryota, Metazoa, Platyhelminthes, Trematoda, Plagiorchiida, Echinostomatidae. The record is from the annotation of a GenBank genome assembly.
AUGUUACCUCAUAAACCAACGGACAUACAGUUUUUAGAACCAGUGAAAUACCCUACCCAAAUAUUCAGUGCUCGUGCUUCAUUAUUUCAUACAGGAUAUCAGUGCCUACAAGUCAAGAAAACACAGUCAGAAGAUUUUGUGAUAUAUGCAGGGAGAAUCAACCUGAAGGCUGAUCGGUUCAAACUGAAGGAUCUCUCAACGGACUGGUUCAAAUGUUUGCUAUUCGUCAGCGGGUUACAGUCAUCCGCUGAUGCAGAAUUGCGCAAUCGUACGCUGUCGCAAACCGAAAAUUCCCCGGACCUGACUCUGCACAACAUAACAGAUGAAUGCCAACGGAUCCAAAACAUAGAAAUGGACUCCGCAUUGAUUGCGAAAGAUUCGGAAUACAAUAACGUGAAUCACUUACAAGUUUCACCGAAGAAACGGAAAGCAUGUAAUACACCAACGAAGGCCAAGUCUAGACCGUCCACAGCUCGCUGGAAAUGUGGUGACUGGCAUUUUGUGAAAUACGGUCCAUAA